Messenger RNA from Tachysurus vachellii, 4847 nucleotides. It is a transcript of the gene taf1c, whose product is annotated as TATA-box binding protein associated factor, RNA polymerase I subunit C. The record is from RefSeq and is a predicted model, not a curated record. Gene Ontology annotation, biological process: transcription by RNA polymerase I. Bases 241 to 3234 code for a protein of 997 amino acids. The transcript has 15 exons. Gene Ontology annotation, cellular component: fibrillar center. Lineage: Eukaryota; Metazoa; Chordata; Actinopteri; Siluriformes; Bagridae. Gene Ontology annotation, molecular function: RNA polymerase I core promoter sequence-specific DNA binding.
AGCUGAUCCUCUUGUGCGCGUGUUUGGUUGGAGGGCCACGUGCUCUGCUUAUUUUCACACGUUAUAACUCAAAGUUGUUUAUAUUAAUCCGUGAUUUCAGCUUUACUUCAUAAGUUACUUAUGGAAUGUGAAGAUUUGCUCAGCAUUGCAGCAGAAAUGAGCUAACAGCUGUAAAACAAACCAGCCACGUGAGAGCCGGCGGAUGUUGUGACGUGUUUGUGUCUGGACUGUUUAUUCCACAUGGAUUAUAAAUUCCCUAAUCAGCUUUUCCCAUAUUAUUACCUGAACGGACCUCCGAGUUUAGACUCGAAGCAUGAUUACGGAGGCUGGGGCGCUUAUGGACAGGUGCUGGAAACCAGCAGAGAACCUUUUCAGAGUGAUGUAGAGGGAGAGACUCCAUUCCUGUUUCAGCCCCAGUGUAAGGUGGAUGGAGAGUUGUGGGUCCCUACUGAGCCGAUUGUAACACCACUUCUCCCUCCCUACCAAGAUACCAAGUUGUUAAUGGCUCGGCCUGUCAGUCCAGACGACUUCCCUGAACAUUUGAAGUAUUUCUAUGUGCAUCACUACAUGGAUUCGUUCUCUGUGAUGGGACAGCUGCUUGGAGAACACUUCAGUUUUGCCAGAAGGCAUUGUAAGGAAGUCGACGGUUUGGGUAAGAUGAAGUACUUUCUACGCAACCUGAAUUAUAAAAAUUGCGAGGUGCAGUGUUUACAAAAUGUGAGCCGCUAUCACCACCUUCUGGGUGACAUUACCCCUGACAUUCCCUCCUCUCUCCUGGCUGAGCUUCUACACGAGGAGUUGAUCCAUCAACAGGAAUUGGAACACUUCCAACCUGCCACAACUGGGGGCGCUCUCGCCAUCAUCCCAAACCUCACAUGUCAGAAUGAAGCCUUUCUGAUUUAUCCCAGUGGAGAUGCUCUAGACUCCAUCAAUUUUCACCCUAUGGAGCUGGAAUUCAGGGACGAUAAACCUGCGGGUGUGACUGUGGCCGACAAGCCUCUGGUGGUUAAUCUGGAUGGAACAGUUAGGCAGGUCAGCGUGGCCCAGGUGAACGAUGAAGCUUAUCUAGGCUUGCGUUCAGAUCAUUGCUGUGCAGCAUGGGAAAUGAAAGCCACUAACCAUCCUCGUCCUUUAGAGGUGGUGAAGCUGAAGCAACGAGCCACCAGCCUCAACGUCAGUCCUCAUGUUUCUGGAGAGUUUGUCGUAGCCAGCGAGAGCGGAGCAGCCUAUCUCUGGAUUGUGGGAAAGGGCCUGCAAAAGAUUCGGGAUGAAAAGAUGAACCUGUACUUCAAUGCCAAGUCACCCUGGCGAUGGUGUGAGUUCACGGCUCAUCCACGCGUGAUGGUUUACGCUGACGGGACUGGAGCUGAGCUUACAGACAUCAGGAGCAGUGAUUGUCGCACAUUGUUCCGGAUCAGUGGGGCAGCUGCUUGUAAGAGUGGAGAAAGAGUGGUCUUGGGCAAACACCUGGCAGAAAGCCACGGCUUCCACCACCUCAUUACUACACAGUUCUCCGCAUACCUCCUGGAUGAGCGAAUGCCUUGUGUGCCUGCCCUGAAGUGGGAGCACAUGCUGGAGUCGCCUCCCUGUUUUGCCCAUGUUGUGCCAGCUUUGGGCCAAAGCAGCAGCUCUAAAAUCCUUCUGGGAGCCCAGAGAGCACAGGAGACUAGGAUGCUGCAGUACUCUGGUGGAAGAGAACGGGCAUGCCAAGCAGAAGGUCCAAUUCAAAAACUGUACAGUCCGUGUGAGAGCCUGAAGAUUCAGCAGCUACCACACAGACGGCACAAAGCACAAGCAAGGUUGGCUGCACAUGCCGCAGGCCUAACUGCAACGCAGAACAAUGGCUUUCUGUGUGUCUUCCAGCUCACAGAGGCCGGGGAUAUUUUCUACCAGCUGCUAAAACAUUCUGACCCAACCAACUCAGAGCCACAUCAGUCACACUCGGUUGAAGACAGCGACUUUGAAAAAGAGCAAAAUCAGCGUAUGCUGAGCCAAGUAGAAUUGCUCGUCAAUGACAGUCAUGAGGAGAAUGACUCUGAUACUUCAGAUGAUGAUCAGAUGAGGAUCUCUAAAGAAGUAGGGAUUAACUCCAAAGCUGCUCAUGUUCUGGAGUCAUCCAUACAUUUUGCUAAGAGUAAAAGUGCUCAUCCCCUGAGGCCAACAAUCCCCAAAAUGGCUAGCCGCAAUUUAAAAUUAAUCUGGAAAAAAUGGCUGGAAUCCCUCUUGACAAAAUCUAUAGGAAGCAAACGUAGCAUGAGGCACAGGAAAAUAAAGACCAGUGCUGUAAUACAGUGUGAAGUCCAACAAAGAGACAAGCUUGAGGAGGACAAGUUUAAGAGAUUGAGGAAAGACCAGGCAGAGAUCUUAAAGACCAAGAAGCUGCUUGUUCAUGGGGAAACAUACCUGCCUCCUCUAGAGGUGAUUCCAGUUCCAGAUGAGGUGGACCCCAAGGAUUGGCCAGAUGAUUUGAGCCAGCGCAUAAGUGCCUCAUGGAUGGAUGGUUGGAAUAACUGGUGGGAAGAAAAACUGGGUCUAAACCGGGACGCCAAGAUUGAAGCCCUGAGAAGGAAACGCCGCCAGGCAAAGAAAGCCAAAGCCAGAAACAAAGUCUCACUUGCUUCAAGCUUCACUUCUUCCAUCAGCUACCAGGACGAUCUAUCUGAAUGGUCAUCAGCCACAAGUCAGUAUCUGGGUUCAGACACAGAGAGCAUCAAUAAUUCUCAGAGUGCACCAGAGCUUGACGAUAUUUCUGAGCAGGAGGUAUCAGCUAACAACACAGAUGUUCAUAGAGUCAAUCAGAACACAGUAGGGUUUUCAGAUGUGGUAGAACCAGUUAAGAAUUUUUUGAAAAGCCCUCAAAAAACAACAAAAAGCUCUGAGCAGGAUAAAGCCUUUGGUACAGCCCGAUCUCCUCCAAGGGACGUCCAAAAACUGCCAAGCCAGGCUCCUACUAUGGAGAGCAACUCUGUACUUUUUUCUUCCUCAUUGUCCAGUUUGAAGGAGUCGCAUCAUAGCCAUCAAAAAAUAAGACGGUGGCAGCAGCAUCAGGACUACCGCAAUUCUCUCUUUGGCUCUUCUCAAGAACUUAAACAGAAUGACGAGGGCAGUACAUCAGCUGGUUUAAUUUCUACCAAACCAAGACCUUCUAGUUUACUUUCAUUGUCACAAGUUUCAUUGAGGACUUCUUCACAGGCUUCCCAGACUCAGAAAAAGAAGUCUCGAAUGGGAUUCUGAAUUUGUCCACUGCUUACCUCUCACUCCAGCAGUCUUCAGGGAUCGUGGGCAGCUCUGGUGCACUGCAGUAGCUGCUGUGCAGGUUCUUUGCUGUGCGCCGGGACACGAUCCACACCAGCUUCCUGUGAUUGGGUUUGGAGCAUGUAGGCGAAGAGUACUGCACCAGGCACUGGGCCACAAGGCCUCUCCAGAGCUGUAGCUCCGUUUCCGAGAUCUGCACAUACACACAGUGGCGGUUACAUAACUCAGAGGUGCUUUGGGUAUAGUGUGUCGAUAGCUGAGGGUCAGGCUGUUACUGAGCAUGCCUGGAAUUCUUUAUCUCAAAGAAAGCAGGACAGAUUUGUUUGACAGACCAAUACAGCUUGCAUAACCACUGAGGCCAAAUGUUAAAUGCUUUACUAACCUUUUUUGUAUUUUUAUAAGUUUUAUUUCAUGGUGAUAUGACUGGCUUAUGUCUAAAGACAUGUUCUUGUAGUUCACAAAAUGUGCUGUGUAAAUAAACUGGCCAAAUAUUUGAAAUCUUACUCUUAAAUGUCUUUGAAUGGACUGGGCGAUCUCAAACAGGUCCACAGACUGCAAGGCCUCAAUCUCUUGCUUUAUAAGUGACAAAGCUAGCACCGAUGGCUACAGGACAAAAGAGAUAAAAAGAAAUGUCAUUUAUAGUCAAAAGUCCCAAAUUGCUCUAUGAUUUGUAGUGUAAAUACUUACUUUUGCUUUGGAGAAUACAAUGCGGCAAAGGCAGGCUUUAAGCUGGGCUUCCAGCUUGUCUAGACUGGGGACUUCUUUCCUGCAGAGGAAAAAGAUAUGCUUCAUUAGGUUCAGCUGACAAAGUACAUCAUUUUUAAUAUUUAUAGAUGAGACACAAUAACCAGCCAACUUGCUAUCUGUGCCCUUUGGUAUAUGGCAGUCUUUUGAUAACUGAGUUUAUGGCGCCUAAUUGACCUACAUAGUGUACAAUGGACUUCAUCUUACCACAUGUAGGUGGUAUUCAUCUACAUGUUACUUUCUAUCAUCACCUAUUCAUGUGUCUCACCUGCUUGAGGUAUGUGACAGUAUAAUCGCAUGGUACAGGUGCAGAAACGUUAAGGCAGUGAUGGCUUGGAACUGGAAGUUGAGUUUCUGAGAGAUGAUUUUCUCCAUGCGCCCGAGAUCAGACACAGUGAACUUGCACUGACUGAUGCGGAUCAGCUCGUGUGUUGACGACACAUCACACUUAUCUUCCACCACUUUGGUAGCAAUGUGGAGGCAGCCAAUGCUGAUACAGGCCAGAUGUUUGGGCUGAACCUGUAAGACAAAUAAUAAAUUACAUUUUAGUUGAAAUUUGACACGGUAGUGUUCUUGGGUACUUGGUUAGUUUUACAAAAACAAGUAGUAAUGUAGUCAAUUAAAGUAAUUACAAUCAAACUCGUGUUGGUUACUAUAAUAAAUGAAUGACUAUAGAUCUUUUGCAAAGCAUCUACGUGUACCUUCAUCAUAGCUAGAAAUCUGUCCAGCAGAUUAACAGCUAGGACGAAGGUCUGUGUGCUGUAGCCGAAGAAACUGGUCAAGCUCCAGAUAUCCUCCACUUUGGCGUUGCGACAUUUUGCAGAAAUUCCCAUCCCCUGUUUCAGAAA